AUGGUGGCUUCUGUCAAGCAGGCCAAGGACAAGGACUGGUGGCCGCAGCUCUUCUCCCAGUUCUGUAGCAAAACGGCCAGAGAAGAGGAGAUCGUCCACAAGCUGCUGGGAGACAAGUUUAAGGGACAGCUGGAUCACCUGCGUCGCCUCUUCAUGGAGGCCUUGUAUGAGGAGCGAGUCAGCCGGUGGUUUACUCCGGACGGCUUCCGCUCCCUUUUCGCUCUCGUUGGAACCAAUGGGCAGGGAAUCGGCACCAGCUCGCUGAGUCAGUGGGUUCAUGCGUGCGACGCCCUGGAACUGCCAACAGAGGAGAGAGAGCGGCUGGACGCCCUGAUAGACCAGCUGUACAAGGACAUAGAGAAAGAGACCGGGGAGUUCCUGAACUGUGAAGGCUCGGGGCUGUACAUGCUGCAGAGCUGCUGUAAUCACAGCUGUGUCCCCAACGCCGAGGCAUCAUUCCCUGACAACAACUAUCUGCUGCACCUGACUGCACUGGAGGACAUCCAGCCCGGGGAGGAGAUCUGCAUUAGUUAUCUGGACUGCUGCCAGAGAGAGCGGAGCCGACAUAGCCGACACAAGGCCCUCAGGGAGAACUAUCUGUUUGUCUGCUCCUGUCCCAAGUGCCUAUCGCAGUCUGAGGACCCGGACGUGACCUCCGAGGAAGAGGAUGAGGAAGACGCGGAGCUGGAGGAUGAGAUGACGGAUGUGUGACACAGACCGCCUCCCACCAAACCCCACAAUCCAGCACUUGAAUUGGCUUUGCCUGUUACCGCUAUUCACAUCUUUCCACUAAACUUUUAUACAUAAACUCUCCCCGACACAGACCCCCCCGAGUACGGGGGAGGGGCAGGUGCUGCAUGGGCUCCUCCCCCAACAAACAUCCACAUUCAUACUGGUCAAUUGUGAUAAGCAUUUUAUAGGAUUGGCAGACAAAAUACUAAAUUAUUUCUAUACAGUUCUCCGGCAA
Messenger RNA from Bufo gargarizans (Asiatic toad), 967 nucleotides. RefSeq names its product SET and MYND domain-containing protein 5-like. The record is from RefSeq and is a predicted model, not a curated record. NCBI's taxonomy places the organism in Eukaryota, Metazoa, Chordata, Amphibia, Anura, Bufonidae. Gene Ontology annotation, molecular function: protein binding; histone H4K20 methyltransferase activity.